AUGCCUUACCUCCACCGAGACUCAGGGCCCCAGGCACAGCCGACUCCCAAAGACGCCAGGAUCACCCACUCGUCGGGCCAGAGCUUCGAGCAGCUGAGGCAGGGGUGCCUGAGGAAGGGUGCCCUGUUUGAGGACCCAGACUUCCCCACCAACAACUCCUCUCUAUUCUACAGUGAGAGACCCCCAGUCCCCUUCAAGUGGAAACGGCCUGGGGAAAUCGUGACAAACCCAGAGUUCAUCCUUGGAGGGGCCACCAGGACUGACAUCUGCCAGGGGGAGCUUGGAGACUGCUGGCUGUUAGCUGCCAUUGCCUCCCUCACACUUAAUGAAAAAGCACUGGCCAGAGUGGUCCCCCACGACCAAAGCUUUGGCCCUGGUUAUGCUGGGAUAUUCCAUUUCCAGUUCUGGCAGCACAGCGAGUGGCUGGAUGUGGUCAUUGAUGACCGACUACCCACCUUCAGGGGCCGCUUGGUUUUCCUGCACUCCGUGGAGCACCGUGAGUUCUGGGGCGCAUUGCUGGAAAAGGCCUACGCCAAGCUGAAUGGGAGCUACGAAGCUCUGAAGGGUGGCAGCACCAUCGAGGCCAUGGAGGACUUCACUGGGGGUGUGGCAGAGAACUUCCUAACUAAAGAGGCCCCGGAGAAUUUCUAUGAGAUUCUGGAGAAGGCCUUGAAGAGGGGCUCCCUGAUGGGCUGCUCCAUCGAUACCGGAAAUGCUACAGAAUCAGAAGCCCGGACACCUUUUGGUCUGAUUAAGGGUCACGCCUACACUAUAACAGGGAUUGAUCAGGUAAACUUCCGAGGCCAGAAAGUGGAGCUCAUCAGAGUCCGGAACCCCUGGGGCCAUGUGGAGUGGAACGGGUCCUGGAGUGACAGGAUGGCGUUCAAGGAUUUCAAGGUCCACUUUGACAAAGUGGAGAUCUGCAAUCUCACUCCAGACGCCCUGGAGGAGGAUGCUCUGCACAAGUGGGAGGUGACUGUCCAUCAAGGAAGCUGGGUUAGGGGCUACACAGCUGGGGGCUGUCGCAAUUUCCUGGAUACUUUUUGGACCAAUCCACAGAUCAGACUGUCCCUGACUGAGAAAGACGAGGGGCAAGAGGAAUGCACUUUCCUCGUAGCCCUCAUGCAGAAAGAUCGAAGGAAACUUAAGAGAUUGGGCGCCGACGUGCUGACCAUCGGCUACGCCAUUUACCAGUGCCCAGGCAGAGAGGAACACCUGGACAAAGACUUCUUUAGAUACCACGCUUCCCAGGCCAGGAGCAAAACGUUCAUCAACCUGCGAGAGGUCUCCGGCCGGUUCAGGCUGCCCCCUGGGGACUACAUCCUGAUCCCCAGCACUUUCGAGCCCCAUCAGGAGGCUGAUUUCUGUCUGAGAAUCUUCUCGGAGAAGAAAGCCAUUACCCGGGAUGUGGAUGGAAACGUGGGCAUUGACCUUCCUGAGCUUCCAAAGCCAACUCCGCCUGGCCAAGAGACGGAAGAGGAGCAGCAGUUCCGGGCCCUGUUUGAGCAAGUUGCUGGCGAGGACAUGGAAGUGACAGCAGAGGAACUUGAAUAUGUUUUAAAUGCUGUGCUGGAAAAAAAGAAGGACAUCAAAGCCAAGAAGCUGAGCCUGAUCUCCUGCAAAAACAUCAUUUCCCUCAUGGAUAGCAGCGGCAAUGGGAAGCUGGAGUUCGAUGAAUUCAAAGUGUUCUGGAACAAGCUGAAGCAGUGGAUUGAUCUGUUCCUUCGGUUUGAUGCUGACAGAUCGGGCACCAUGUCCUCCUACGAGCUGCGGACUGCCCUGAAAGCUGCAGGCUUCCAGCUGGGCAGUCACCUCCUGCAGCUGGUCGUCCUCCGGUACACAGACGAGGAGCUCCAGCUGGACUUCGAUGACUUCCUCAACUGCCUGGUCCGGCUGGAGAACGCGAGCCGGGUGUUCCAGGCUCUCAGUACGAAGAGCAAGGAGUUCAUUCAUCUCAACAUAAACGAGUUCAUCAACUUGACAAUGAACAUCUAAGGCUCUCCUGCUGUGGAUACAGCCUGCCCAGCUGCGUCUUGGCUUUUGGAGCAC
Lepus europaeus (European hare) is the source of this 2049-nucleotide messenger RNA. RefSeq names its product calpain 9 (gene CAPN9). Lineage: Eukaryota; Metazoa; Chordata; Mammalia; Lagomorpha; Leporidae. Gene Ontology annotation, molecular function: calcium ion binding; calcium-dependent cysteine-type endopeptidase activity. Gene Ontology annotation, biological process: proteolysis. Bases 1 to 1995 code for a protein of 664 amino acids. The transcript is spliced from 19 exons. Gene Ontology annotation, cellular component: cytoplasm. The record is from RefSeq and is a predicted model, not a curated record.